AGCUGCACAAUUUAGUAAUAAUAACACAGCAUUGGCUAGACAGUCUUUUUUCAGCCAAACCUUUUAUUUUUUGAUAGGGUAGUGAUAUAAAAGGAGAAGAACAGGGGGAAGCUGAUCUCUCAACCGCUAGACUUAAGGUUUUUCAGCAUGAAGACCAGGCUAGGCUGUCUGUCCAAAAAAUCUGACUCCUACACUGACUUCUCUGAGUUCUUGCCUCCUGCUCAUGAGACCACUGCCAGAUGUCUGAAACUAUCAACAGAUGAAGUGGUUCGAUGGUCUGAGUCAUUCGAUCACCUUCUUGCUCAUAAAUAUGGGCUGGCUGCAUUUCGGACGUUUCUCAAGUCUGAAUUCAGUGAUGAGAACAUUGAAUUUUGGAUGGCCUGUGAGGAGUACAAAAAAAUCAAGAGCUCAACCAAACUUGUGUCAAAAGCAAACAAGAUAUUCAAAGAAUUCAUUGAGGUUCAAUCACCAAGAGAGGUAAAUAUUGACUACAGAACAAGAGAGAAGACCAAACAGAUCCUGUCAGAUCCCUCUCCAGCCAGUCUAAAUGAAGUCCAGGGUAAAAUCUACUGCCUAAUGGAAAAAGACUCAUACCCACGAUUUCUGCGGUCAAAAAUGUACCAGGAUAUUGUGAACAGGGCUCAUGCCCAAGGUCAGAGGAGGUCUGUUUGACCAAACCUCUACUUCACAGUGGACCUACAAUGGAGCUCUAUAGUGCAUAACUCUUUGUCCAUUUGACAUCAUACCAAUACUGUGAACAUUAAAAGAUAGUUGACAUUGACAUUGAACAUGAAAGAAAUGUUAAUAAAGGCCAAAUUAAACAUUUUCAAAAACACAACCUCAACAUUUAUUUUCUAACAACAUAUUGAUAAAUAGAUGAAUGUCAUCUAUUGAGACUUGUGCACUAGAGAAAAAAUAGCACCUACAUGUAUCUUUGCUGCCAGAUCUUGAUAAGGUGUUACUGUGUCUCAUUUCAGAUACUUUCCUUUGUGGAAUAGUUUUGCAAUACCAUAUGGUACCUUAGGCACUAACUGCAUGGAGGAUCAACUUCACAUUUCCCAGUUAUAGAGUCUAGUUUAUAUAGGUAAUUUUACAAAUAGAAUUUUAUUAGUCGGUGUAGGAUCGUAUAUAGGCUUAACUUUCAU
Molecule: messenger RNA, 1145 nt
Organism: Cyprinodon variegatus (sheepshead minnow)
Lineage: Eukaryota; Metazoa; Chordata; Actinopteri; Cyprinodontiformes; Cyprinodontidae
Gene: rgs8
Product: regulator of G-protein signaling 8-like
Exons: 5
Coding region: 148-672 (174 amino acids)
Source: RefSeq, a predicted model, not a curated record